Thecamonas trahens ATCC 50062 is the source of this 3619-nucleotide messenger RNA. Its product is annotated as NOD3 protein. The coding region runs from base 83 to 3619 and encodes 1178 amino acids. Gene Ontology annotation, molecular function: protein binding. NCBI's taxonomy places the organism in Eukaryota, Apusomonadida, Apusomonadidae. The record is from RefSeq and is a predicted model, not a curated record. Gene Ontology annotation, cellular component: cytoskeleton. The transcript is spliced from 2 exons.
CGGCUCUGUCUGGGACAACGGUACUCACGUCAAGGUCUAGAUCGCAUCCACAGACGCCGCCUGAACUCGAUCGUCGCAAUCGAUGGUGCGACACGCCAAGGACAUGUUUGUGGCGGUUGCUCACGGUGACAAGGACAAGGUGCUGGCGCUGGUGAGCAAGUACGGCAAGGAGCUACUUGAUGUCCAUGAGCCGACAAAGGGCACAGUCCCGCUACACUUUGCUGUCAUCGCAGGAAAGCUAUCAAUGGCCAAGCUGCUCAUCAAGCUCGGCUGCGACAUCAACGCCACGUCCUCAACUGGCGACUCUGCGCUGCAUCUGGCAGUGAUGAAGGACAAGGAGAAGAUUGCCAAGCUGCUGAUUGUCAAGGGCAUUGACGUGCACUUGGAGAACAGCGCGGGCAAGACCGCGUUUCAACUGCUGAAGCUCAAGCGAAAGGCGGCGGCCAAGAAAAAGGGCGCACCUACGAAUCGCGAGCGCAAGGCCAAGCUGGGCGGCGGCGAGGUCGACAUCGGAAGCGGGAGCGCCAGCGGCGACGGCGACAAUGCGAUUGGCAAGGCGGGCCGAGCCGGCGGCAAUUCACUCGACGACGAGAGCUCAGACUCUGACUCGGGCGACGGCGAGGACGACGAGUUUGCGGCGGCGCUCAGGGAGCGGUUUCUUUCCCAGUCACGGACAGGCCGGCGGAUGUCUGUGCGCCGGCAGGGAAGCGACGACUUGCAUGUCCGCGGGACGACGGCGAUGGCGACCGACGACGACGAGGCCGAGGUGGCGCCUGGUCCCUACGAGGCGCCAUACCCGGUUGUGUCGUCCGACGACCAGCCGACGCCGUCGAUCAAGCGGCUCCGGGCCAAGCUGGCUGGACGAGUCCGACAGUUUGCCGAGUCGUCACAGCCGCGGGUGUCAGACGCACCCAAGGUCAUCCUCAGCAUCCUCCUUCCGUCGGGGAGCCGGAAGAAGAUUGCGGUCCCGUGCGACUACACCGGGCAGGAGCUGAUGGAUGUGUUUGCCAGCAAGAUCAACCUCGCGGUCAACGACAUGUUUGAGCUUGUGGUCCUCAACACCAAGACCGGACGGAUCCAGGACUUUAUCGACGCAGACCGGACCAUCGAAGACCACGAGCUCAAGCCGUCGGACCUCAUCUCGUUCCGUACCAAGUUCUUCAAGAUGCCGGCCACGCCGGAUCCGGUCAUCCUCAACCUGCUGUAUCUGCAGACGCGCAACGACGUGACGUCGGGCCAGCUGGCGGUCUCGGAGCCGCUGGCAGUGAAUCUCGCAGCGCUCACGCUGCAGAUCACGCACGGCAAGUUUGACCCCAAGGUCCACAACCUGGGCUUUCUGGACGAGUCUGCGCUCGACGACCUCCUCCCGCGGCACCUUGUCUCACGGUACGCGCUCUCACUGUGGCAGGACCGGAUGUUUGUGGCCUGGGCGCGCAACGACCAGGAACUGACCGGCGACGAGUUGGUGCAGCAGUACCUGGCGCGGGCGCGCGAGGCGCCCGCCUUUGGCGGCACCCACUUUGACGCCCGUGGACCGGGCUCGGUCCCGGCUUCGAUUGCGGUGGUGGAGGACGGCGUUCUCAUCCGGCACAAGGGCGAGCCGUACACCUUUUUCUCGCUCUUUCGGCGGACGCCGGGCUCGGACGAGAACGAACUCAAGUCGUGGCGAUGGGAUGCCGAGCAAGUUCUGUUCGACGUGGUAGAGCCGGCCAGCGGCGAGGGUGCGUCGCUGCUCUCGUACGCGGUGGUGGGCGGUGCUGACGCCGCACGGGAGCUGGUCGAGCUUAUCUCGGGCUACUACAUCCUGCUGGUCUUUGGCGACGCGGUGCCAACGCGUCCGAUGCUGAUGCUCGACGACCUGCCUGUUCCUUCCGAGCCGUUGCCGAUGCGGACGGUGAUGCAGCUGCCGCAGCCGCGGGCGCUCGACUACGCCGCGCCGUCGCGGCUUGCCCUCCUCCUUGAAACGUAUGUCGAGGAGUGCGCCAAGGCCGGUACGGCACCACUGGCGUCGGUGCUGGCGCCGAUCCACGCCGCGCUCGAUGCUGGCACCCCGCUGACGCUGCUCAACAUGGGCGCGCCGCAAGCCGACUCGAGCCUCCAUGCCACGGCGCAGAUUGCGGCGACCGAGGCGGCCCGUAAGGCCGAGCUGGGUCUGGUGGCAAGGGGCGGAGGAGCAGGGCCGUCUGGCGGCAAGGCCGGAGGCAAGGACUCUGAGGCUUGUGCGUUCUGGGCGCCGAACCAGGUCCUCGCACUGGCGACGGCGCUGCGCAAGACGCGCAAGGUAGAGGGCCUGCCUGUAGACGACGUUAUGGUGAGCACGGUCUCGUUUGCACAAUCGCGGUUUGGCGAGUCCAAGGCGUGUCUUGGAGCGGUCGAGCGUGUGCUCUCUGAGGUUGGCGACGCGUUCCGGGUGGAGAAGAUGGACCUAAGCGAGUGUGCGCUCACGACGGAGAAGCAGUGGAUUGUGGUGUGCGCGGCGCUGCGGCACACCGCGCCGCUGACCGAGCUUGUGGUGAGCGGCAACGCCAUGCCGGCCAAGUCGAUGCUGGAACUUGUGCGGACGUUCAAGGCCGGCGUGCAUGCGAACCAGGUGUUUGCGGCAGCGGCGUGCUCGCUCGGCGACGAACACGUGGUGCACCUCGGUAAGCGGCUGUACAACAAUGCGUCAACGCUGACGGCGCUCGACCUCUCGGGCAACAAGAUUACGGACUUUGGGCUGGAGAAGGGCAUUCUUGUCAACAUGGGCCGCAACACUGGCCUGAGGUCGCUGGCGUUCUCGCGGAACAAUGUGACGUCCAAGGGCGUCCGGGCGCUGCUCGCGCUAGUGGAGGAGAAGCGGACGCUGACAUCGAUCCUCCUCUCCAACUGCCACAUCUCAGCCAAGGAGUGCGGCGUGUUCUCGGCACGACUGAGCAUCAACUCGGUGCAGGUACUCGCGCUUGCCGGCAACUCGCUGGGCAAGGGCGUGGCGACGUUUGCGCCACACCUGACCAAGGCAUCGGGCCUGACCGAGCUCGACCUCUCAGACGUGUCGCUGGAGAAGCACGGGAUUGCAGCGCUGGUGGAGACGCUGCCAACCGUCCGCAAUCUGCGGACGCUCUCGCUGGCCGACAACGGCAUCUCGACCAAGGACGGGGUGCCGCUGGUGGGAGCCAUCGGGGCGUCACGCUCGCUGGUCACCGUCGACCUCUCCGGAAACUCGUUCAAGAAGGACUUUGCCGAGGCGCUCGGGAGUGCGCUUGCGGCGUCGACCUCGCUCCGCUCGCUCAGCUUGGCGAGCAACAAGCUGGGCGGUGAAGGCGCUGCGGCGAUUGGACGGGCACUGGCGGCUAACGGGCUUGCGCUCACCGACCUCUCGCUUGCAGGCAACAAGAUCGGAUCUGGCGUCGACGCCCUCGCCGAGGGCCUGACCUCCAACUCGACGCUUAUCUCGCUCUCGCUCGCCAACAACUCUAUAUCGGGCGACCACUUUAUGGAGGUGGUCACGGCGCUCGAAGCUAAUACCGGCCUGCGGCAUGUCGACAUGACCGGCAACCAGCGGUUCACGCCUGCCCAGAUCGACACCAUCAUCGAGCCGCGCGACAUCUCGUGCGAGAUCUACGUUUCAUUUGCGAGCUAG